GUCCUGCGACGCCCAUGUUCUCGGCUACACCGUGCUGUUCGUUCCUCAAGACUUGGUUCAGGCUCCCUAAAAAAUAAGUCUUACACGUAUUCAAUCGCUUUUCAAGGACAUACGAUGUGGUCGAAACUGACCAACGCAAUCAAGCGACCUGGUACGCCAGGUCUGAAUCCCGACGAUACUGGAUCCUCCCUACACCCACACGUAAUGGAUGGUGUCUAUGAGCGACACCCGAAUCUAUCUGUCUUCCAUGAAGAUACUUCUGAAGUUCCGUUUCCUUCGCCCAGCCCGCCACCAUCACCUUCGAAACGCAAAGGCCUCCUCAAACGAAUAUCCACUAACCCCUUCGCCGAACAUGAGACAGGUUCACAACCGUCCUCGCUCCGGAUUCCUAUUGGCCUACCGAAGAAAGUAAAGUCAUCUAUUCAUAGUACUUCCAGUGGUUCUGAAAUCUCAUUACAUCGAUCUCCAGAUACAGCUUUUCAUCCCUCAGAAGACACCGCCCGCCCUUCGACUGAUAGUGCACGCCCUCCGAACACACCCGUUACUGAGUCCAGGCUUGGUUCCCUGCGUGCCAUCUUGAAACCUGGAAACUCAUCAGCAGGUUCCGAAUCAUUACAACGUUCGACUGAUCCCACAGCUCGUCCGUAUGAAGAUUUAAGCAGACCAUCAACGGACGCAGCCCACCCUCCGCUUACACCCAUCACAGAGUCCAAGUUCGCCUCCAUACGAUCUAUCUUAAAGCCCGGUAAUACACCUGGCACAGGCCAGAGCGUUCGUUUCUUUUCCAGAGACGCAUACAAAGUCAUUACUCCUGACAUCUCUAGUGCAAGCGAGAUGGAGGAUCCAUCCAUCAUGAACAGGUUGCGUCGAGGUCCUGUUGGGCGUCCGAGUGCCCAAGAGGUCUUUAGUCCUCCGCAGGCUCCACCCACACCUAUCUCACCCACGGGUGCGGAGUCGUUAAUGCUGCCCGUGCCGCCACCUGAACUGGGCAACAUCUUUGAUCUUUCGUCUGAUAAGGAGUUGCCAACCAUACCUGCGACUGGAGGAACUUCUCUGCUGGACUCCGCCAUUGAGAUCUCUGAAGCGGAAGACCGGGGGACAGAUCUUGCAAUAGAUCAUUCACCUGAGCAACCCGAACAUGCCAUUACGCCAUUCAAGGACAUCUUGCAAUCGAACACGGGCAGAUCGACACCUACACACGACCGAAGCCAGUCUUUCAGCUUCGGUCAAACUGUCUUCCAUUCUUUGGUUGCCCAAUCCACACCUUCAGAUUCGGUAAAGGACCAUGGGAAACCUUUCAAUGGGAAUCGGAAUCGAGCGUUGAGUGACACAGUCUUCCAUUCCAUGGUUCAGUCCCCGCCGAGUACGGCGACUGACAGCAAACAGCCUGAGGCGGACAUUAACGACACCUCGACUGCCCUCGUGGUGAUGGGCUCACCUGAGAAGGAGAAAGAUCCUUUCGGCGCGCAUGCUACAACCUACUACACUCCCGGAACCAUGCUUCCCCCAUCUCCGCCGAUUUCUACGCAUACACGCAAGGCGUCGCGCGAGGAGGACAUCAUUUGGUCCCUUCGUACACAGCUUGCUCUUCAGUCGGAGCUUUGUGCCCAGUAUGAGCUUGACUUGGGUGCACGAGACGAGCUGGUGCAGACUCUGAACGCGAGGCUGACAGAGUCAGAGAGGGAGUGUGAGCGCCGAAAGAAUGUCGUUCGCAACUGGCGCAAGCGUGUCAGUGAGUUGGAGAAGUGUGUUCGUGGACUUGAAGAGGAAGUUGACCGCAGCCGUGAGGAAAGCAUGGAGAGAAGUGUCAUGGACGAGGCGAGUGGUGAGGCGUUGAGGAUGCUACACCGACGUAUUGGUGACCUUGAGCGGGAGAAGGCCGACACCGAUCGUCGCGAGAACGAAAUGAGAGAGGAGUUACAAGUCAAGCUUGCGGAACUGGAGAAUGUGAAGAACGAGUUAAAGAGACGUGACCAGAGUGAACGCGAGCUGAAGGCCGGCAUCAGGGCUGCCAAAGAAGAGAUGGAGUCUAUGGGCGGUCAAAGGCAAUCUCAGGCUCAAAGCGAAGAGCAGCAGCAUGAGCUGAAGACACUCUUGGCGAAGUCUGAGGAACACGAUGCUGCAGUUGUCGCCUGGGAAGAAGAGCGGACUGCCCUCCUGGCAGCUGACGACGCUCUGCGCCGGGAUCACCUUGACCUUCAACAACAGCUCACGGAUGCUCGUGAGGAAAUUGUGCGAAAAGAAGAGGAGAUCGCUGUCUUGCGCUCUGAACUCGAGGCUCAGUGGAAACAUACUGAGAAGUCUGGGGAACAGUUGGAGAAGUUGGGACGGGAGAGAGACGCAUUGAAAAGCGAAGUCGACACUCUGAAUGAACGGAUCUCUAGUAUGGAGUUGGAGUGGAAUGAGAACGAAAACAGGAAGGCCGAAGUGGAGAGCGAACUUCAAGAGGCUUGGAAUGCCAGGGAAGAGCUCGAGAGAGAAAAGGAAGAGCUCGAGUCGCACCUCCGUUCUGAAGAGGAACACGCCGAUGAACUGACUCGCGCUCUGCAGGAACGUGAAGACCGCGUCACCGAGCUAACCCAAGAACGCCAGUACGCAAUGGACAGUGUCAAUCGUCUACAAGAGUCCAUCCGUCAGCGUGACACCGAGAUCGCAUCAUACACUUCACGUAUCCGUGAGCGUGAACUCGAAGUGGAGGAAUUGCACGAGGAGAUCAGUCGUAUCAAGCGUGAACACGCACGUACGGUCGAUGAACAGAGUCGCAAAAUCUCCGAAGUUGUCGCUCGCGAAGUUGAAGCCCGCGCCAAUAUGGAACAUAUGCUCCGAGGCAAGGCUGAGACCGACGUUAUGCAGGAUACUCUGAAAGACCGAGUAACUUCGCUUCAACAAGAAGUGGAAAAGCUCAGAAGACAGGUGCACGAGUUACAGCAGGAAAGUGCAGACAAGGAAGUCAAACUUGCGCAACUUGCUAAACAGCGUGCCCAAGAUAAAGAGGACCUGCAGGGUCUGAAUAUCGCUCUUGAUUCUAAGCAGCAGGAGCUUGAACUGCUGAAAAGGCGGGUUGCCACUCGUGGUUCCGCCAACAAUACUCCUGCCACCACAUCCAAGGCACCCUUUCGCCGUGAAUCCUCUAUCUUCGGUACCCCGAGUGUCUCUCGACCUCCUUCAGUCUUGUCCGACAGUGGGAGCAUCACGAAGGAGCGCAAGCUUAGCGAUCCGCCCUCUGCUGCUGGGAAGACUACCCUCGCUCGUAGUGUUCGUCAGAACGCCUCCGCUUCUACUGUAGGUUCCUCUACUACUCAGAAGCGAGUGGAGGGCUCUAUGGGACCACCACCUUUGAGACGUGCUUCAUCACUUGCCCAAUCAACUACAUCGUCCGCUACUCCCACAAGGAUCCCUUCCACGGGAUCUUCCACCUUUACUCGCUCGACUUCUGUGACACCCACGGCAAAAGCUGUUGCUGCCCGUCGAGGAUCUAUGUCACAUGUACCUUCGAGGCUGAAACCUGGCAUAUCAAGUCGUGAAUCCCUCAAGGCGCAUAGUGUAAGCUCAGUGAGCGAGGAAGACGAGAAGGAGAACAUCUCGACUCCCGUCUCAAAGCCACAACGACGCAUGGUACCUGCCUGAACGCAAUGUCUGCAAGUGCUCGUCUGGUUUUUUCGCAUCCAUCAGUUAUGUAUUCGUUAAGAUAUAAACGCAUCUUGCAUUAGGGGAUUUCACCACCCCCGAUUUUAUUCCAUGUAUGGACUUCAUGUCGUCUCCCUUCUGUCUUUCGCACCCACUUCGUUGUUUUCUCUGUUUUGCUUUGUGUUUAUAGUUCGACGCUUUCUUCCCCACACCCCUCGCUCAGCCGUCCUCGCCUAUGCACUCUGGCUCUCGCAUCGUUGCACAUUAUGUUCCAUCGUCAUACCCUUUUGCUUUGAGAAAGCCGCCAUAUGUCAUUUCUUGUUUUUAUGUUUGAUGUCGUUUGUACGAGUAUCAGCGUAUGCCAAAACACUUCGUUCCAUUCAGAGCCCUCUGCGACCAUUGAGGAUCAUGAGAGUAAAAAAAAAAUGUGCGUAUUGUAGCGAAGAUAUCUUAUACAUACUUGCAGUUACGGCCGUAAUGUAGAGAUGGGCAUAUAUGUAUACCCAGUGUGUGCUCCCUUCAGGAACCAUAUACAAUCACCCACGGUCGCUAGGGGUAUCGCUUUUUUGACAAACCAGAAC
Somion occarium is the source of this 4208-nucleotide messenger RNA. The record is from the annotation of a GenBank genome assembly. NCBI's taxonomy places the organism in Eukaryota, Fungi, Basidiomycota, Agaricomycetes, Polyporales, Cerrenaceae.